AAUUUCGAGUCGAUCCCAGUUUCUAUGUGGGUCGUGCCAGGUCGUUAUUGAGAGACACAUUCUUUUGCCCAGGGCAACCAUUUCAGAGACUGGUUCUUGUUUAUCAGUCUGGAAAUAUGCUUCUGAACUAUGUCUUUUCGUUAGUGGGCCUCUUCAGCUGUGUCCAUCAUGGUGUCGCUCAACUUACAAACACGACAGCACCAUCGACCCAAGUUCAUUGUUUGAAGUGCGAACGAGUUGCACGCCCUGACGACUGUUUAACAAGUGUGCUGUGUUCUCCUGGCGAGAUAUGCAUGUCCGAGCAGUAUGUGACAUCUAACGGGUUUGUGUUCUUUGACCUCGGCUGUAAACUAGCGCCGAUCUGUUCAGCGGCCGGGUUCACCGUCAGUGCUGCAGAGAUACAACAGAGACUAGCAGGACAGUCUCAGACAACUGGUCAGCCCAAAACUGGGAGGAGGAGGCGACAGAACAUUGCAGUCCACGUCUGUGAGGAGUGCUGUGAAGACGACUUCUGCAACAACUACCUCUGUGGAGGCCAUGAAAUACAACAUCUGAGGUGCGCUGGAUGUGAUGACAUUAAGAACAUGUCAGAUUGUGACCGAAUAAAAAUAUGUGACCUCCAUGAGGUCUGCUACAUAGAAGAAAAAAUCACGGAUCAGUUCGAGCUGGUCUACACCGCCGGAUGUGCGAGAGAGAAGCAAUGUGAGAUCUUCAACAAAGAACACACCGUAUUUCAUCCCUGCUUCCACUGCUGCAAUACAAGUUUCUGUAAUGUCAUUUGUCCAACAGUCGCACCUACUACUUCGUCCACAACUGCACCUACAACGUCCACAAUUGCAUCUACAACGUCCACAACUGCGUCAACAACGCCCACAACUGCAUCAACAACGCCCACAACUGCGUCAACAACGUCCACAACUGCAUCUACAACGCACACAACUACACCUACAACGCCCACAACUGCGUCUACAACGCUCACAACUACACCUACAACGCCCACGACAACAUCGACUCCAACCACUUCCCCUACUAUCACAACUACACAGACUACGAUGAUCCCACCAACAAUCUGUCCAACAUUUCCUCCUCUGUCCAAUGUGAAGGCAUCUCAAGUUCUGAACAACAGCCUCAUCAACGUAGGAUGUGGUGGGAAGGAUGACAUUGUAUUCCUAGUGGACGCAUCCAGACAUGUCGACGAGGAUGAUGAACAUGUCUUUGAGCUUUUCACAAAAGCAUUUGCCGACUCUCUGCAAGUUGGCCCAGAGAGGGCCCGUGUCGGCUAUGCCUUCUAUAACAGCAGGGUCCAGGAAGUGCUCCAUCUGGACAAAGGGUCCAACCCAGAAAUUGUAGACAUGACCCUUUUGGGACUUGCCCGUUCAUCGAGUGAUGACCAAGACAAAUCAUUGUUAGGUGCUGCAGUGAACCACGUCCUGGGAGAUAUGUAUUCAGGACGAUACAGUCGGAGCGGUGCGAAGAAACACCUCGUCAUCUUGACAGAGAAUGCUAUAGAUGAUAUGGAUCAGGCUGUGGCGGCUGCUGACGAAGCCAAGCUCCGAGGAGUUGACGUGAUUGUUGUUGCUGUUGGUGACAUCGGGCACAUUGAGCAGCAGCUGCAAAAAAUUCCUUCCAGUCCCGUCAGCCAGCAUUUUCUGCCUGUGAAACAUUUUGACGGUCUUCGUCCAGAGAUAGAAAAUUUGAUCUUGAGCCACUGCAAAGCAAGUGGGCCACUGCCAACCAUAGCUUCUGACCCUUGUGCGGGACCCAAACUCCUGAACUUUUUAGGAUGUGGAGCUCGGGAAGACAUCACAUUUAUCUUGGACAGAUCUGGUAGUAUUCAUUAUGACGACUGGAUUAAGAUGAAUCAGUUCCUUGAUAAGCUUAUUGGAAAGUUUGACGUGUCCCCUGAUUCCUCAAGAAUUGGCAUGAUGAUAUUCAACAAUAAGCUGAAGGAACUGAUUCAUUUCAAGGAUUUCUCUGACAAGGGACGCCUGCUGAAUGAAAUGGACUCCAAACUGUCCUCCGUGCAAACGGAUGCCGGCACAUAUACCCAUCUCGCUCUGGAACGGGCCCUUCAGUGGUAUCAACAUAGUAGCCGAUCGGACGCCAUCAAGGUCGUUGUCAUCUUCACCGACGGUGGAUCAGAAAAAAAGUACGAGACGUUAGCCUCAGCCUUGGAACUUCAGAGGCACAACGUGACGAUUUUUGUUGUUGGAAUUGGACAUGACGUCGACCUGAAGGAACAAAUGAUCCUAGCGUCAGACCCGGAUGAGGAACACAUGUUGAACGUGAAGAACGUUGAUGGUCUUCUGCUUUAUAUGGAAUAUUUGGCUGCUGUACGAUGUCGCGAUCUCUCCAACAAAUCUACAACGACUGUGACACCAUCUUCUACGGCAACCAACCACAACAGCCACAACGGGCGGUAAGGGCGUGGCAUAACGUCUACACCACAAAAGCACAUUCUUUGACUGUCAGAUGCUUCCAGUACUCAAUAAACAUUAUCCAGUACUCAAUAAACAUUAUCCAGUACUCAAUAAACAUUAUUGUGAAGGGUG
Messenger RNA from Haliotis rufescens (red abalone), 2552 nucleotides. RefSeq names its product matrilin-2-like. The record is from RefSeq and is a predicted model, not a curated record. The coding region runs from base 117 to 2423 and encodes 768 amino acids. The transcript has 14 exons. NCBI's taxonomy places the organism in Eukaryota, Metazoa, Mollusca, Gastropoda, Lepetellida, Haliotidae.